Uloborus diversus is the source of this 900-nucleotide messenger RNA. RefSeq lists its product as uncharacterized. The transcript is spliced from 2 exons. The coding region runs from base 1 to 900 and encodes 299 amino acids. NCBI's taxonomy places the organism in Eukaryota, Metazoa, Arthropoda, Arachnida, Araneae, Uloboridae. The record is from RefSeq and is a predicted model, not a curated record.
AUGUCCAAAGUCAACACUUACUGGGUUUGUCUUCUGACCACAUGUCUCCUGUUACACGCAGUGAUCCCACCAAUCCUCUCUGCUCCUGGUCCUAAAGCCCGGAGCGAUGUCCAAAUUCGGCAAAGUCCACUCACACCCUCUCAGUUUGCUCUGGCAGCAACUCGCUUUAUCGUCAUGCUACCAUUCCUCCCUCUACUGAUGGCCGUGCCAGGAGCAACAGGUGUGCUCAUGCCACUUUUCAUGGCUCUUCAAGACCGCUUACAGACAAUCAUUCCAAACAUGCCCAAUUUCUUCCGGCCCCCGGGAUCAGACAGACCCGGUUCAGUUUCUAAUCAGGGAGGGGGAGGAGGAAUAGCUGGUGCCAUUGCUAACGCUUUGUCAUUAGGUGGUAACAGCGGCGGCAGUGCCACUUCUGGUACCGGAAGUGCGACCAGUGAGGAGGCUAAUCCAGCACCAACGUUUUUCAGGUACAAAAGAUCUUUCAUCAAGAGUCAAGUCAUCGACAGAAUUCUUAACAAACUCCCCCACAGAAGGAUAAAUAAUAGCUUUAAAGAAACUUUUGACUUUCUCCACGGUGCGGACGAUGUCCUCAACCAGUUGACCAGUAGGCAGCCGGACUGCCGGAGACAAGCUGUCUGCAGACUUCAUCAUUCAUUCGAUCCAGAUUUAGGGUCUUUCUUAGCCGGUAUUAUGCAACUAUUAAAUCUCGAAAGAAAAGUGGAAAAACUAGAUGUUUCUGACACAGCAAAAGAAAUCAUGAAAGACGUCCUUCAAGCCGCUCAUACAGGACUGUUCCAGAAAGACUGCACGACAGCUUAUUCUCACUGCACUAUUACAGUGCAUGACAACAAACGGCAAGACAGGAAUCCUUUCCUAUGGCUCUUAACCCUUCUCUUAUGA